AUGGCGGACUCAAGCAACCCGACACACUCAGUUCAACAAGACUCACACAAUGGAGAGGUCCGAUCCGCAACCCCCCAGCGCACGACGCUGAGACAGCAGGUCGAGAGGCACAUCACCGCAGCAUCAGGGAAGCAAGUCGAAGAAAAGCAGACAGAGUCUUCACGGCACUCGUCCUCAUCAGACGACAGCGACAGCAACUCAGAACACAGCGCAAGCGUCCUCCACGGCGUACGGAGCUCGAGGUCAAGAUCCCUGUCGAGGACAGUAUCUGAAGUCAGAGAUGGCAUCGAGAACAGACGAGACUUGGAACGCGGCGAAGAACUCGAUCUCGAGAAGACGCCGACGACGAGAACUGCUCGAGACCCGAACCUCGUGACAUGGGAUGGUCCGAACGAUCCUGGAAACCCAAAGCAAUGGUCUAUGAAGAGGAAAUGGGCCGCAGUCUUCUGCAUCUCCUCAUCCAUGGUUGCACCCGCUCUGGAGGCCAUCGGAUCCGACCUCAACAUCACAAGCUCCUUCGAGAAGGCCCUCGCCCUCUCCAUCUUCGUCCUCGCCUACGCCGUAGGACCGCUAGCAUGGGGUCCUCUCUCAGAACUCUACGGCCGUGUCAUCGUCCUCCAGCUCACGAACCUAUUCUACAUGUUCUUCAACCUCGGAUGCGGUCUCGCCCAGACAAAGAGCCAGAUGAUCGCCUUCCGCUUCCUCGCAGGCCUCGGCGGCUCAGCACCCCUAGCUAUCGGUGGUGGCGUCCUAGGCGACUUAUUCGAAGCAGAACAGCGCGGCAAGGCAAUCAGCAUCUACUCUCUCAUGCCGCUCUUGGGCCCGGCCAUCGGCCCCAUCGCCGGCGGCUUCAUCACCCAGAACACGACGUGGCGCUGGAUCUUCUACAGCACCACCAUCCUCACAGCCGUCAUCCAGUCCAUCGGCUUCUUCGUCCUGCAGGAGACCUUCGCGCCUGUGCUCCUUACACGGAGGAAGAAGCGUCUCAUCAAGGAGACGGGCAACACGGCGCUGCACACCGACUUUGACCACCCAGACCGCACCAUCGCGCGCACCCUCGGCAUCGCCUUCACACGCCCCUUCCGCCUCCUCGGCACGCAGCCUCUGGUCCAGUGCCUCGCUCUCUACAUGAUGUACCUCUACGGGCUCAUGUACCUCGUGCUCUCGACCUUCCCCACCCUCUGGACGGUCGAGUACGGCGAAUCCGUCGGCAUCAGUGGCCUCAACUACAUCUCCCUCGGCCUCGGCUUCUUCAUCGGCGCGCAGACGUGCGCCCCGCUCCAGGACCGCAUCUACGCCGCACUCAAGCGCCGCUACGUUCCCGACGGAGGACCGGGACGCCCCGAGUUCCGCGUGCCGAUGAUGAUCCCCGGCGCCGUGCUUGUGCCAAUGGGUCUUAUUAUCUACGGCUGGACGUCGCAGUACCACACGCAUUGGAUCUGGCCCAACAUUGGCGCGACGCUGUUCAGCGCCGGCGUGAUUAUCGGGUUCCAGUGUAUCCAGGGCUUCUUGGUCGAUACGUACACGCGGUAUGCUGCUAGUGCCGUCGCGGCGGCGACGGUGUUGAGAAGCUUGGCUGGGUUUGGGUUCCCGUUGUUUGCGCCGAGUUUGUAUAACAAGUUGGAUUAUGGUUGGGGCAAUACGUUGCUCGCGCUGUUGGGUGUUGUUAUCGGGUGGCCUGGCCCGCUGUUGCUUUGGAAGUUUGGACCGAGGUUGAGAAAGAAGAGUCAGUACGCUGCGGGCUGA
This is a messenger RNA of Colletotrichum fioriniae, 1746 nucleotides long. Lineage: Eukaryota; Fungi; Ascomycota; Sordariomycetes; Glomerellales; Glomerellaceae. The record is from RefSeq and is a predicted model, not a curated record.